Biomphalaria glabrata is the source of this 2073-nucleotide messenger RNA. Its product is annotated as solute carrier family 2, facilitated glucose transporter member 1-like. NCBI's taxonomy places the organism in Eukaryota, Metazoa, Mollusca, Gastropoda, Planorbidae. Gene Ontology annotation, molecular function: hexose transmembrane transporter activity. Gene Ontology annotation, biological process: monosaccharide transmembrane transport. The transcript is spliced from 12 exons. The coding region runs from base 3 to 1703 and encodes 566 amino acids. Gene Ontology annotation, cellular component: membrane. The record is from RefSeq and is a predicted model, not a curated record.
AAAUGGCCGACGACACUACGCCUUUAUUGACAGAGCAACUAAAUUCAAAUGUUUCAUUAAGAUCUCAGACUAGUAGCAAAGAAUUUUCAGGAUCAGAAAACAUCGAUUACCGAAGGAUUAAACCUAAUGAGAAGUCAUCAAAAUCUCAUUUAGCACUUGCAAUUAUAGCUUGCAUUCUGGGAAGUCCUUUACAAAUCGGUCUAAAUACUGCCAUACUGAAUGCACCAGAAGAGGUUAUCAAAGAGUUCUACAAUGAAACCUACUUUGAUAGGUACAAUGAUUUCAUGUCAGACUCGCUGCUUACCAUGCUGUGGGCAAUAACAGUGGCCUUUUUUUGUGUGGGUGGCAUGCUUGGGGGAGUUUCUGCAGCAUACUUUGCAGGGAAGUAUGGAAGAAAAAGUACUCUACUCUUGAAUAAUGCUGUUGCCUUUACCUGUGCUGCUCUACAAGGCUGCAGCAAAGUCUCCAAGUCUUUUGAGAUGUUGAUUGCUGGACGUGUUGUGGCUGGCAUUUGUUGUGGUUUGAAUUCUGCUGUGGCUCCUUUGUAUUUAGCUGAGAUCUCACCCGUCUCUCUUCGAGGCUUUUGCGGAACUUGCAAUCAGCUGUCUAUUACACUCGGUGUUCUUAUAGGAGAAGUAAUAGGAAUGAAACAGCUGCUCGGAACUGAGGCGUUCUGGCCAAUAUUAGUUGCUAGUCCAGCCAUUCCUGCAAUCUACAGCCUUGCAACCUUGACCUUUUGUCCAGAAUCUCCUAAAUAUCUGCUUGUGAAUAAAGGCGAUGAUGAUGCAGCCGAAGCAGCUUUGAUUUGGUUAAGAAAAACCCAAGAUGUGUCUGAAGAGAUGGAGGCCAUGAGGAAAGAACGUGUGGAACUCAGGAACUCACCAAAAUUCAGUGUUAUGGACCUUUGGAGGACCAGUGAGUUACGGUGGCCACUGAUCAUCUGUAUAGUACUACAAAUGUCUCAGCAGUUCUCUGGCAUCAACGCUGUGAUUUAUUACUCGACUAGUAUCUUCGGUUCCGCUGGACUCAGUAAAGAAUCUUCACAGUAUGCAACAGUCGGUACAGGAGCGGUCAAUGUCAUGAUGACCUUUGUCUCUGCUCUGAUCAUGGACCGAGCAGGCAGGAGAACUCUACACAUGAUUGGUCUAGGGGGCAUGUGCAUUUUUUCAAUUGUAUUAGUUGUCUGCCUUUCGUUACAGUCCACACUGCCCUGGCUUUCUUAUAUAAGCAUUGUUGCUGUUAUCAUCUACAUUAUUUUCUUCGCCACUGGACCAGGGGCCAUACCGUGGUUCAUGGUUGCGGAGAUGUUUGCCCAGAGUCCGAGAACAGCUGCAGUCGGUGUUUCUGUGGUGGUCAAUUGGCUGUGUAACUUUACUGUCGGCAUAGUGUUUCCUGUUCUACAGAAAGCAAUAGAAACAUAUUCCUUUCUGCCUUUCUCCGUCAUGCUGUUGUUGUUCUUCAUCUUCACCUACAUGUUUGUCCCAGAGACCAAAGGCAAAAGUAUUUCUGAGAUUACCCGGCUGUUUAAAUCCCCCACGGUUGGCAGCUCUGUUAAUGAUCUUCCAGAGUCUGACAUUUCUUAUGAGAGUCUCAAGAACAGGUACAGUACCCAAGUCUUGAUCAUCGACCCACCUGGCAUAGACGAGACUCCUGAGUAUUCUAUCCAGACAAGUGGUAGGUCAGAAAAAGUGGAAUUCCAGUAGAUCGGUAUGCAGUGCGAUCCAGUUCAAACUGGUAUUGCCUUUAAGUAUUUUGUAAUUAGCUCAGAUUUUAUGAUACAAAGUAAUUUUUGUGUGCAACUUAAUUUAACCACAGGGCUUUCUCAAUAAUUCUUCAAGUAAUAUAAUUCUCUUGUAUGUAAAUAUUUGUACAAUGUAACGGUAUGAUUUAUAUAUUCAGCAUCACCACAGAUGCACUACAGAAAUGUACAUUAUUUAUAAUAAUGUGAUGUUACUGCAUCCUUCAGGUUGUGAUGCCAAUUAAGGUGAUUUAUUAUUUACGUAAUUGGAAUUAUUCGGCAAUAUUUGCUUAAAGCUAGAAUAAGCCUUUCUUGUAUUAGUGUAACAAAUUGAA